CUUUUAGAAUGCAAAAUACAAAUUUUACGUUUCAUGAGGCGAUGAAGGAUUCGCCAAACUUUAGGUAUGAACUUGGACAAAGUGAACGCUAUUUUGACCGUCUUCACAAAAGAAUGGAAGAUAUGGUCAAUAUUGUCGACAUUGUAAUUGGAAAUGGACAACGUUUUGUAGCGUCGUUAUAUGAUUUAACCGUGGCUUUAAACCGUCUUUGGUUGGAUAUGCAAAUUGAUGAAAAUAAAAACAAAAUGGCUUUGGAUACCUACAAACAAAUGUCAGAUUCUCUUUCACAAAUUGUUUAUUUAAAUAAAUCGCUUGUUGACUUGGCUUAUCCUUCUUUGAAGACGGGAUUUGAAUCUUUUAUGAGACGUGAAUUGGGAAAACUGAAUGAAGUUAAAAGCCAUUUUAAUAAUUUGUCGUCUUCGCUGUCUGAAGCGUUAUUGAAGAAGGCUGCGAUAAAUAAAAAUAAAUUUCAGGAAAUGCACGAUGCAGAAAAUUCUUUAACAGCCAUUGGAACAUGUUUCUCUCAUACUGGACUCGAUUAUGUUGCCCAAAUCAACAUUGUUAAUGCACUCAAAUGCCCAAUAAUUUUGGAAACUCUUUGGGCGUUUAUUAAAGAACAUGGAAAUUUUUUUACUAAAGGAGCUCACUUUUUUGCAGAACAACAAGAAUUUACUGUUAGAGAUGAAUUGGCAGCGCUCAGAACUUCUUACAAACAAAUUGAAAGGCGAAUGCAGGAUAGACAUACUUUUGUACCUAAAGAAAUUUUUCAAUAUCCAUCUGGAAUACCUACUGAUCCUCAAUGUAUUAUGGAAGGUUAUCUUUUCAAAAGAGCAACAAAUGCUUUUAAAACUUGGAAUAGAAGAUGGUUUAUGAUUAAAGACAGUAAAUUGCUUUAUUCACACAAAACAGUGGAUGGGGAACCAGAAGUCCCAACAGUAAUGGAAGAAAAUUUAAAGCUUUGUUUAGUUCGACCAGCUCCAGCAUCAAUAGAACGUGCUUGUUGUUUUGAAUUGGUUACACCUUCAAAAAAUCAUUUAUUGCAAGCAGAUUCUGAAUCUCUUUGUAAUGCUUGGAUUAGAGCUAUUCAACGGACUAUACAACAUUUACAUGAAGAUGAUCAAGGAACGUAUACACAUUCAAGAAGAUCAUUUGUAGAGAAUUUUGAAUCAAAAACACCACAAUCUGUUCAUUGCAAACUUGACACAGCAUCAACUUCAUCUGCUAAAAGUGAUGUAGGAGGAGAACAUUCUUCUGAAUCUUGUAGUUUACAAGAAAGAAAAUCAAAUCUUGGAAUCACAACACCUUCAAGACAUUCUGAUAAUGAAAAACAAAAUAUGAAAAUAUUUUUAAAAGAAUUACUUUCUAUUUCUGGAAAUGAAAAAUGUGCAGAUUGUGGAUCGAGAGAUGCAAAAUGGACAAGUUUAAAUUUGGGGAUUAUUAUUUGUAUUGAAUGUAGUGGUGUUCAUAGAGGUUUGGGUGUUCAUUUUUCUAAAGUUCGUUCACUAACUAUGGAUACAUUAGAAUUUGAACAACGUAAUAUUCUUCUAAAAUUAGGAAAUAAUAUCGUAAAUUCAAUAUUUCUUGUUAAUCUUCCAAAAUCUGGACAAUCUUCUGCUUUUGGAAUUGAUAAGGAUUCUGACAGAGAAAAACGAGAAACUUGGAUAACCAACAAAUAUGUUCACAAAAUGUUUGCUCGUUCAUAUUUUCGUCCGCAAUCUCAUUCACGUUCACAAACAUCUCUUUCCAUUUUAAAACGUAAAGAUGAAAUUUCUAGUCAAAAAUUAAUUGAAGACAAAAAGGUAGAUGAUGAAAAACAGGAAGAAAAUAGUCAACAAAGUAUUUUUUAACAUAAUAAAGUUUGCGGACUUGCGUCAGAUUAAGGAUGUUAUGGGCUGAGGGGAAAGUGGGGUCACUACGGGUUUUAGGGAGGUUAAGUACCACGACUUUUUGGGUAACCUGG
Molecule: messenger RNA, 1960 nt
Organism: Meloidogyne enterolobii
Lineage: Eukaryota; Metazoa; Nematoda; Chromadorea; Rhabditida; Meloidogynidae
Source: the annotation of a GenBank genome assembly